Molecule: messenger RNA, 863 nt
Organism: Tuber melanosporum (Perigord truffle)
Lineage: Eukaryota; Fungi; Ascomycota; Pezizomycetes; Pezizales; Tuberaceae
Exons: 4
Coding region: 122-592 (156 amino acids)
Molecular function (GO): cyanate hydratase activity; DNA binding
Source: RefSeq, a predicted model, not a curated record
CCACAGUCCGCUGCUUCUAUCAAGGCAUAAACAAUAGCUUUCUCCGCCGGCACCCAGAACACAAAAGAUUUUAUCGCUUCCAUUAAACCCACAGAGUCCUGAGACCAGGGGGACAGGUGCCAUGUCUUCUAUCGAGACCUAUCAGAACCUCCCACCCGUAACCGAUAUUCUCUUCAAGCAGAAAAAGGCCAAAGGACUGAGCUUUGAAAAACUCGGUGAACUCCUGGGGCGCGAUGAGGUUGCUGUUGCUGCCAUCUUUUAUGGCCAAGCUCAUGCCUCUCUUGAUGACAUCAAGAAACUCGCCGAAGCGUUGGAAUUGAACGAGGUGGUGGUCGCGAAUGAUUUGGAAGGAUUUCCUGAUCGGGGGAGAACACUGGACAUGCCUCCGAGAGAGCCAUUGAUCUACCGUCUCUACGAAAUUGUUCAAAACUACGGGUUGGCAUACAAGGCGAUUUUGAACGAGAAGUUUGGUGACGGGAUUAUGAGCGCUAUCGCCUUCACUACAAAGGUGGAGAAGGAAACUGAUGACAAGGGAGUCGAUUGGGCAGUCAUUACCCUAAGGGGUAAAUGGCUACCAUAUUCUCGAUUCUGAGUAUGAUAAUUAUGUGGAUAUCAUUGAGGAACCGGGAAAUUUCACUGAUAUCUAGGGCAUUUUGGAUAGGGUAACUCCAUCGCAAAUAAUGAAUUUAGGAUUGGGGAGGAAUCAUGAGAUAAAAUAUGAUGAAUGGUCAUGGAUCACAUUUACUUUCCAGCCCGUUGCUGUACCCGUAUAUCUCGAUUAAGGUAUCUAUCCAGGCUAUUGUAAGCCAUUGAUAUCUAAACUGCAUACUGAAAUAGAAAGACUCGCCCGAGGUGACCGCUUU